Messenger RNA from Carassius gibelio (silver crucian carp), 4104 nucleotides. RefSeq lists its product as uncharacterized. Lineage: Eukaryota; Metazoa; Chordata; Actinopteri; Cypriniformes; Cyprinidae. The record is from RefSeq and is a predicted model, not a curated record.
GGGUUUAAUUAUAAAGCUCCUUGGCUGUGAAAAGAUUCUUAUUUUAGUUGAUGUGCUCAGGGUAUUUGAUUGUAGAUUUUCAUAUGGAUUCUACUGUUAUGAGAUUUUUAAGUUUGUCUUUGGUGGUAUUUUUAAGCCUUGGUGUUCAUGACAGCAUUGGAAUUGUUGAUGAUUAUAGUUCUGUCAGCAAUGGAGGAAACCCUGAUAUCCCAAAAGAUGGUCGACCCAUGCAGGAUGAUGUUAAACCAAGAAGUGUUUAUACAUGGUAUGGCCCAGGAGAUGUUUCUGGACCAAUCAGGCCUCGGCGUUCUAGGAAUAUAAUUUAUCGUGCUGCAGUUAAGGGAGGCUAUGGUUCUGAAAGCUACAAUUCUCAGACUGGCUCUUCAGGUGGUCCUGUGACAAGUGGAAGUUCUGGUUUAGACCAUAGUAGCCAGCUUCAGGGCUUUCAAUUUGCUUCAGUUGGAAGUAGUCUUGUGAGUAGUGCAGCAGGUAUGGGCAUGUCAGGGUAUGGUUUAAGUCGGUCAGUUAAUCUUCAAGGCUCUGAUGCUAUUGUUGCUUCCAUGGUCUUGAUGCCAUUGCAGCGACGUAGUGAUUCUGUUUUUAAGCCAGAGCAGCUACCUCCCCAAGUUCCUCUGCAGCCCAGCAAUGACUCUGUGGCAGAGCCUGGCAGUCAACCGCUAGUGCAGACAAUCUCCCAGUCCAAUGGUCCGCAACCAGCACAAGCCAGCCCUGGAUCCAUGGCCCAGUCUAGCACCCUGCAGUUAACCCAAACCAGUGGCCAACAAAUAGCACAGGCCAGCUCCCAUUCUGCAAGGCAGUCAAAUAGAUUACCCCUUAAGCCUCAGAAAGCUAGAGUUUGGCAAACUAGUUCUAAGCUUUUUUCAGGUUCCAAGCCAGUUCAGGAUCCAAGCUUUGGCCAAUACUGUGGCCAGAAACCAGUACAAACUAGCUUUAAACCGGUAGUUCAACCAAGCAGCCAACAACGAGCACAGAUCAUCCAGACUAGCAGUGAACAACUGGCACAAACCAGCUUUCAGUCUGUGGCCCAAGCCAGUAGCCAGCAACUUUCACAAGCUACUAACCUGCCUUUGGUUCAGCCCAGUAGCCAACAACUACAAGAACAGGCCAGCUCUCAGUUUGUGGCCUGGCCAAGCAGCCACCUAGCACAAGCCAGCUACCAUUCAGUGGCCCAGCCUGCUGCCCAACAACCAGCACUAGCCAGCUACCCAUCUGUGGCUCGGCCCAGUGUCCAACCAGUACAAGCCACUUAUCUGCCUGUGGUUCGGCUCAGCAGCCAACAGGUUCAGGCCAGCCAUUCUGAUGCCCAGUCCAAUGGAAUGCAUCCAGCACAGAGCAGAUAUAUGUCUGAGGCACAGCCCAGUAGCCUGACUCUUUUCAAGCCCCCAAAAGGUAGGCUUCAAUUUGCUUCUAAACUCUUUUCUGGUACCAGGCCACUCCAGAAUCCAAGCUCUAUAGUUCAGUCAAGUAGCCAACCAACCGCACAAGCAAGCUACCAGUCAGUAGUCCAGCCUGCUGUCCAACAAUCAGCACAAUCCACUGAAUCGCCUGUGGUUCAGCCCAGCAGCCAACUUUUAGAACAGGCCAGCUCUCAGUCUGUUGCCCAGCAUAGCACCCAACUAGCACAACCCAGCUACCUGUCUGUGUUUCAGCCCAGUGUCCAACCAGAACAAGCCACUUAUCUGCCUGUGGUUCGGCUCAGCAGCCAACAAGUUCAGUCUAUUAAUUCUGUUGCCCAGUCCAGUGGAAUGCAACCAGCACAGGGGAGCUAUAUGUCUAUGGCACAGCCCAGUAUCCAACAAACACAAGCCAAAUUCCAAUCUGUGGCCCAGGCCAGCAGCCAGCAAUUCUCACAAGCCACUGACGUGCCUGUGGUUCAGCUCAGCAGCCAACAAGUUCAGGCAAGCCAUUCUGUUGCCCAGUCUAAUGGAAUGCAACCAGCACAAGGCAGCUAUAUGUCUGAGGCAGAGCCUCAAAAAGGUAGGCUUCAAUUUGUUUCUAAGCUCUUUUCUGGUACCAGGCCACUCCAGAAUCCAAGUUCUAGCGCUGUAGUUCAGUCAAGUAGCCAAAGAACAGCACAAGCCAGCUACCAGAAAGUAGUUCAGCCUGCUGUCCAACAACCAGCACAAGACACUGACCUGCCUGUGGUUCAGCCAAGCAGCCAACUAAUAGAAAAGUCCAGCUCUCCAUCUGUUGACCAGCUCAGCACCCAACUAGCACAAGCCAGCUACCCAUCUGUUGCUCAGGCCAGUGUCCAAUCAGUACAAGCCACUGACCUGCCUGUGGUUCCGCCCAGCAGCCAGCAACUAGAACAGGCCGGAUCUCAGUCUAUUGCCCAGCCCAGUAGCCAACUAGCAGAAGCCGGCUACCAAUCUGUGGCUCUUCUCAGCAGACCACAAAUCACUCAAGCCAUUGACUUGUCAGUGUCCCAGCCCAACAGCCAACAACCAAUGCAAGGCAGUGACCAGUCUGUUGGCCAAACCUCCAGCCAGCAACUAGUUCAGACCAGCCAAUCGGUUCAGUCCAGUGAACCACAACUAGCACAAGGCAGCUUUAUGUUUGUGGCACAACCCAGUAGGGUGACGCUAUUCAAGCCCCAAAAAGGUAGGCUUCAAUUUGGUUCCAAGCUUUUUUCUGGUACCAGGCCACUCCAGAAACCAAAUUAUAGCUCCGUAGUUCAGUCCAGUAGCCAACAACCAGCACAAGCCAACUUUCAGUCAGUGGCCCAGCCUGCUGUCCAGCAACCAGCACAAGCCAACUUUCAGUCAGUGGCCCAGCCUGCUGUCCAGCAACCAGCACAAGCCAACUUUCAGUCAGUGGCCCAGCCUGCUGUCCAGCAACCAGCACAAGCCAACUUUCAGUCAGUGGCCCAGCCUGCUGUCCAGCAACAAGCACAAGCCAGCCACCCAUCUUUGGUUCAGCCCAGUGUCCAACAACCAGCACAUUCCAGAUGCAAGUCUGUAGUCCAGCACAGUGGAGAAACUGAUUGGAUGCCACUGCAGGCCCAAGGGGGCCAACUUUAUCAAGUUGGCUCCAAACUUUAUUUAUGCCAGGAGUAUGUAUUGCAGCCAAGUUGCCAGCAUGCAGCCCAACCAGGAUCGACUGAAUAUCAACCUCCAUCAAGACCAGCAUCUCAAUCCUUAGUUCAGCACAUCAAAUAUGUUAAACAACCUAUUCACCAGGCCCCAGUGAAGCCUGAGCAGGACACCCAUUUGUUGGAGUCACCCAACAGCCAUAUCCCUCCUGGACCACUGCAGUCCACUUUCAGACUAGCACAACCGCCUGAACAGUCUAGCUACCAGCCUCCAGUUAUUCCAAGCCAACAGCCUCUUGCUAAGCACGGACUGCCCAGUUAUGGUUCUGAAUCACAGCUCAGUGGACCGCAAUCUGGACCUCCGAGGCAAUUGCAACAGCCUGGCUACCAGCUUCUGGCCAUGCCUAGGCAAGAUGUAUACAAACCCUCAAGCAAUCUAGAACCAUCCACCUACCAGCCUCAGUUGUUGCCUAGCCACCAGUCACUAGCUCAGUCUGGCUACUAUUCCACAGUUUUGCCAGCACAAUCCCGAUACCAGGCACUGUCCAGUUCUGAGACUGUCUCUCAGUCUGGAUACCUUGUCUCCUCUAUGCCUUGGCAGUCCAGUUCCCAGCCUCAAAUGCUGCCUAGCCGCCAGUCACUAGCGCAGUCUGGCUACUUAUCCCCAGGCAUUCCAGUGCAAUCUCAGUACAAGCCCCAGGUACAGUCAAGUUACAAGACCGUAUCACAGCCUGGGUUCCAAACAUCUGUGCCUGGGCAGUCAAGUUACAAAUCUGUAUCCAGAUCCAGUUCCCAAGCCUUGGAGCAGCCCAGUAGUCACCAUUUCAAGCUAAGUCGGUCUCAGUCCAUGCAACCAGAACUUCAGUAUCCUGCACUGAAUUAUCAGCCUGUAACAAACCAGAAUGCUCCUGGAACAGCUAAAAGUAGCCAGCAUUCAUCCCAAAACAGAGUCUGGUUGUUCCAACAAGUGAAAUCAUAGCUGUUUACUUGCUUGAAGUUUUCUGGUUUUGAAUGACUGUUUUUGAAAAUCUCAAUAAAAUGUCAUUUAGCAA